Anisakis simplex (herring worm) is the source of this 762-nucleotide messenger RNA. NCBI's taxonomy places the organism in Eukaryota, Metazoa, Nematoda, Chromadorea, Rhabditida, Anisakidae. The record is from the annotation of a GenBank genome assembly.
AUGUUUCCCUUUAACCUCGCCGUUUCAUUUCAGGAUCGAAAAUAUUGUUGCUUCACGCUGAAGUCGCUAAUCUAUCCGCACUACAUUAAAUACUUCCUGUCGCGAGGCGAACUCAGGGAACUAUUUGAAUUUUCAGAUGGCAUUGACCUAACAAAGGUGCGAACUAACUGGCAUAUUGAAUCUGCAUCGAUACAUGUGGAACAAGACGAGGAUGACAGGAAAGCACAAGUGCUGGAAAUAUGUUUGGCAGUUCAACGAAAGUCAAUGACCUUACGAAUCGAAUUGACAAUCCCCAUGGUCGUAUCAUCACUAUUGGUUGUCAUAGCACCAUUCUUUGGCACUUUGAAAGAUCAGAUCAACGUCAAGUUAUUUGCCAUACUCAUUCAACUGCUCAGCUUCACAAAUUUGGCUUCAAAAACUCCACAAGUUGGCUUCGGAAACACAAUUCCGAAUAUAUAUCUGUUCUACGUGUUCACACUUGCAACCACAGUGAUUAGUCUAUUGAUAACGUUGAUUAUCAGUGCGAUGUCGCGUAUUCAUCGCAAACUGCCUCCAGCGCAUCGCUAUACCCUUCUCGCAUCGGUGCUUAACACGAAUCUAUGCUGUGGAAAUGAAGUUGGUACGGUGAUCGCAACCGAUGGAACGUCAACGAAGGACAAUCAGAAUGAUUGGUUGCAGAUUCAUAUUGCGAUUAAUAAUCUGAUAUCGUUCAUCAUUAUGGUGGCGUAUUGUUUUGGAAUUGUUAUCAUUUUAUGUCAAUAG